CUGUGCUGGACUUUGUGAUCAAGCGUAUAACUAACACAAAAUGGCAGUAUUGAACUCCAGGAUAAAUUCCCAAUGUGGUCAACUCACUUUGAAACGUCAACCAUGCGCUUUGUUUUUUCACCACACUGUGAUCCUACUCCUUCUGACAGAUAUAAGGACAGGUCAGUCUCAGACAGUAACAUCUUCUCAAAAAAUAAUCACAGUAGUUGGUGAGGAUGUCAUCUUACCAUGCUACUUGGACCCUGCGACAGAUGCUGUGUCUAAAAGUCUAGAGUGGGGGAGACCUGACUUGGAUCCCAGAUUUGUCCAUGUGUGGUUUGAGGGUCAAGACCAUCUGGUUAAUCAAAACCCAUCUUACAAAGGAAGGACAUCACUGUCCACUGAGAAACUGAAGCAGGGAGACCUUUCAUUGAAACUCUCUAAAGUAAAACACUCUGAUAAUGGCAGAUAUAGAUGCUUUUUUCCCUCAGAGUCCAAAGAAUCUAUCAUUGAACUUCUUGUUGGUAAGUGGACAUUUUUCAUUACACUGUGAGAUACAGAUGAAUGACAAAUAAUUGUCCCUGUAG
This is a messenger RNA of Haplochromis burtoni (Burton's mouthbrooder), 566 nucleotides long. Its product is annotated as myelin-oligodendrocyte glycoprotein-like. The record is from RefSeq and is a predicted model, not a curated record. Bases 41 to 532 code for a protein of 163 amino acids. NCBI's taxonomy places the organism in Eukaryota, Metazoa, Chordata, Actinopteri, Cichliformes, Cichlidae. The transcript has 3 exons.